Messenger RNA from Dreissena polymorpha, 4945 nucleotides. Its product is annotated as CBP80/20-dependent translation initiation factor-like. Gene Ontology annotation, molecular function: RNA binding; protein binding; translation activator activity. Lineage: Eukaryota; Metazoa; Mollusca; Bivalvia; Myida; Dreissenidae. The transcript has 7 exons. The record is from RefSeq and is a predicted model, not a curated record. The coding region runs from base 1 to 936 and encodes 311 amino acids. Gene Ontology annotation, biological process: regulation of translational initiation. Gene Ontology annotation, cellular component: cytosol.
AUGGCGACUGUUGUUCGUGGUCGUGGAAGAGGAAGGGGUUUAUCGUCCAGGGACCUGGCCGAUGGUGCAGUACCUCGCCCUGGAGAUGGAGAUUCGUCGAGAAAUUCGUGUUCGAAGCAGAUUCAAGAUCAUUACAUGGACAACCAUGACAAUCAAAAAGAUUACCAGAAAGCUCCUGGAGCACAUAAACUGUGGCAACAUAUUCAGGCUGCUAAGAAGGUGUCAUCAAACGGUAGCUCCACCAACUCACAGAGUUUGACAGAAAUUGAAGACCUUAUAAGUAAUUUAAACCUAGACAUAACAGACAUGGAGUUGGAAACUUUACUCGAACUUGCCCAGAACUCGCCAUCAGAUGAUGCAUCAAUCAAGAAAAUGGCGGAAAUUGUCUAUACUAAAUGUGUAAAAGACAGGGAAUUUUCGAAAACGGGUGCUUUCAUUUGUGAUAAACUUGCAGCAGUAGAAAAUAAUGGAACAAAAUUUAGGUCCUCUUUACUUUCACUUGUGCAGAUGGAUUAUAAAGAAAAAGACAGACUCAGGGCGGAAUCUGUCUCAAAGUUCCUCAACUCAUUCAGUCUGAUGUGUCAGAUAUUUGGAACUAUGAGAACGGCAGGGGGAGAAGUGUUCAAGCCGCUGGUGGGGCCAGUAUUUGAAUGUUUUCAACUCAUUCUUGAUGACAAACGUUGCAAUACUGACGAAUAUGAGUGUGUAUGUGAGCAGCUACAGUGUAUUGGGCGUGACCUUGAACAAAAUGAUCGCGAAAAAAUGGAUCAGCUUAUGGAGAAGAUACGGACAAAAAUUAUCAGAGACGGGGCUAGUCCACAAGCUAGAUGCUCAUUACUUGAACUCAUGGAGUGUUACUGCAGAGGAUGGAAAGCACUGUCCAACGAUGUUACACGCUUCUACUAUGAUACCAGCAUGGAUAUUUUAACAGAUUGAAGAAAACUGUACAUACUGUAUGGGCGGGUUUAUUGGCAGUGUAGAAUGGCACAUUGGUUAAAGAAUCGUGGUUUUAGAAGAAUACAAAGAGAUUAUCAUGGUGGGCUUAUUUCAAUUCGCAGUUUAAGACAAGAAUGCAAAACAUCUGCAAAAAUUAUACCAUUUGUAUUAUGAUUCUACCACUCUAUGAUUCUAUGAUAUCAACCAACUGAAGUUCGUAUUCUCUUAUUCCACAUAACAGCGGAAAAUAAGCACAUUUGGCUAAAUAUAAAAUUAUUAAAGCAGAUAAAAAAGUCCAUUAGGAACGGUUUUAUUUUGCUCAAAAAGUUAUCAUUUGCUUUACUGUUUAAAAGUUGUUGAUUCUACAGGACAAAUUCUACUACACUACAAUUAUAGAAAGGGCAUUUCUUUGGUCUGAUAUAAACUUGCAUUAUAAGAGAAGGGACAGUGAUGUUGAAUAGGGACGGUGAUGUUGAAUGGGGUGACGCACACUGUUAUUAUUGGUCUUGCAUAAAUAGAGCAGUAAUAGAGGUCUUUGGGCAAUUAGAUACACCUAUAGCAUCUAUCAAGUGAAUUGAAGGCUGCAGUUACUUUAAACUUAUUUUCCUAGGUCAAGGGUGGAUUUACUCUAAUAAUUGAAACAAGACUACUGCCUGAUAGCAUGCUUUUUGUAUUAUGAAGAAACACAUCUCUGUCAGCAAUAUUAGAGUAGAAGAAUAUUGUUAAGAUUCAUGUUAGAUUUCUUUCUUUGCUCAGUUGAGGAUGUAAAUUUAGAAAGAUGCUAUAGUGUUUCUUUUAUGUGUGCAUGGGUUGAUCAAUUUACUCUUUGUUAAAACAUUGUAUUUCUCUGUCAUUUUUAUGUCCCCCACUAUAGUAGUAUAGUAGUGGGGGACAUAUUGUUUUUGUCCUGUCUGUUGGUUGGUUGGUCUGUUUGCGCCAACUUUAACAUUUUGCAAUAACUUUUGCUAUAUUGAAUAUAGCAACUUGAUAUUUGGCAUGAAUGUGUAUCUCAUGGAGCUGCACAUUUUGAGUGUUGACAGGUCAAGGUCAUCCUUCAAGGUCAGAGGUCAAAUAUAUGUGGCCAAAAUUGCUCAUUUUAUGAAUAAUUUUGCAAUAUUGAAGAUAGCAACUUGAUAUUUGGCAUGCAUGUGUAUCUCAUGGAGCUGCACAUUUUGAGUGGUGAGCAUGUGUAUCUCACGGAGCUGCACAUUUUGAGUGGUGAAAGGUCAAGGUCAUCCUUCAAGGUCAGAGGUUAAAUAUAUGUGGCCCAAAUCGCUUAUUUUAUGAAUACUUUUGCAAUAUUGAAGAUAGCAACUCGAUAUUUGGCAUGCAUGUGUAUCUCAUGGAGCUGCACAUUUUGAGUGGUGAAAGGUCAAGGUCAUCCUUCAAGGUCAGAGGUCAAAUAUAUGUGGCCCAAAUCGCUUAUUUUAUGAAUACUUUUGCAAUAUUGAAGAUAGCAAUGCAUGUGUAUCUCAUGGAGCUGCACAUUUUGAUGGUGAAAGGUCAAGGUCAUCCUUCAAGGGGUAUUGAAGCUAGCAAUUUUAUAUUUAAAAUGCAUGUGUAUCUCAUGGAGCUGCACAUUUUGAGUGGUGAAGGGUCAAGGUCAAGGUCAUUCUUCAAGGUCAAACGUCAUAUAGGGGACUUUGUGUUUUACAAACACAUCUUGUUGAGUGUGAUUUUUGACACUAGUCAAGGCAUUUCUAGACUCUCUUUUGAUAUGCACUUAAUCACUAGUUACUGUUGUUUCUGGAUUCCAAUAUGAUAUAGAUACUUAAAAUUGUGCAAUUUAGUGUAUAAUAUCGUCAGCUAUGAUAAUGACAUUUUUUUAUUGCUUCAUACAAUAUAUGCAUUAAGUCAAUAUUAAUUAGUUUGGGGAUUCUAAAUGAUACAGGUACUUAAAAAUGAUUUAUUGAAUUAUUCAGUCAUGAUUGUGACAUUUAAUAUUUUUUACUGAUCUAUUGGGUCACAUAUAGUUCCAAGUAUACUGAACCAAAAAGAGUUUUACCGAGGAAGAAUACUUAAAAGUUUAUUAAGGUUUAACUGCAUUUAUUUGUUUAAGUGGUUGUAAUAGGUAAAUUUAUAAAUCUGCAAUUAGCUGAUGCAUUUUUACAAAACAGAGCAAUUGCACAAUAAAUACUAAAAGGAGUAUUUGGUCUACCAAAACCAUGACCAUGUGGCAUUAAUUCAUUUAAAUUUCUUCUUUGGUUAAGUAUAGAAAUUUCUUCAUUAAUUCUAUGGUAUUAGAACAAAAUUAGAGUUUAAUAACCCCAGUAGCUUUCACGCUAUUUGGUACUGACUAAUAAAUGUAAUAAUUGUUAUAAAUUAUUUUAAUUGAUUGGUGAUGCACUGAAAGUUUAAAUGAUACAUGCAUGGUAUUAUUACAUCUAUAUUUUGAACAUAUGAUCAUUUCACUGUUUUUUUUUUAUUUAUGUUAUUUGCCACAUCAGAAUUGAAGGAGCAUAUCCGAAUACAUGUAUGUUGUAACAUGUGAACAAUUCUAAAUCUUCUUUUACUUGUUGAUUACUUUUAUUUAUUUAUUAAGUAACAAUGCCUUAUUAAUAUUCAUAAUUGGUAAAACAAUUCAUUAAUAUAUAUACAACAGUUUUCAUGCUAGCCUUUAAUUAUGCCCCCCUUCGAAGAAGAGGGGGUAUAUUGCUUUGCUCAUGUCGGUCUGUCGGUUGGUCUGUCGGUCGGUCCGUCCACCAGGUGGUUGUCAGACGAUAACUCAAGAACGCUUGGGCCUAGGAUCAUGAAACUUCAUUGGUACAUUGAUCAUGACUUGCAGAUGACCCCUAUUGAUUUUGAGGUCACUAGGUCAAAGGUCAAGGUCACUGUGACCAGAAAUAGUAAAAUGGUUUUUGAAUGAUAACUCAAGAACGCAUAUGCCUAGGAUCAUGAAACUUCAUGGGUAGAUUGAUCAUGACUUGCAGAUGACCCCUAUUGAUUUUGAGGUCACUAGGUCAAAGGUCAAGGUCACGGUGACCCGAAAUAGUAAAAUGGUUUCCGGAUGAUAACUCAAGAACGCAUACGCCUAGGAUAACAAAACUUCAUGGGUAGAUUGAUCAUGACUCGCAGAUGACCCCUAUUGAUUUUGAGGUCACAAGGUCAAGGUCACGGUGACCCGAAAUGGUAAAAUGAUUUUCGGAUGAUAACUCAAGAACGCUUUUGCCUAGGAUCAUGACACUUCAUAGGUACAUUGAUCGUGACCCGCAGAUGACCCCUAUUGAUUUUCAGGUCACUAGAUCAAAGGUCAAGGUCACAGUGACAAAAAUCGUAUUCACACAAUGGCUGCCACUACAACGGACAGUCCAUAUGGGGGGCAUGCAUGUUUUACAAACAGCCCUUGUUUUGAAUGAUUUAUAUAUUUGGUUAUUGGAUUUAAAAAUAAAUCUGUUUUAUGAAAGCAUUAUGAUUCUGUAAGGUUGUUUUAACGUGCCAAUUGGUACAAUCUAAUUUUAUUGUUUCAAUACCCAAUUGGAGUGUGAAAAUUGCACACUUGAAAGAAAAUGAUUUAACACUACAUGCAUACCCUUAUGUAUGGGUUGAGACAGAGUGCGAUGCCCUUUUAAUGUACUUGUAGACCUCAAUGUUUUUUUCAUAUAUAAAGUACCUGGUUAUUUCUAAUUCUGUUCCUACCUAUGGCAAACAUAAAUAGAAAAUUGCUUGUUAAAAAGUGUGAUGUAUUUUGCUUUUUACAUAUCAAUGUAAUUUUUGAAUGUUAGCAACAUGUUUUUUAUAUGUAAAUAAUGUUCUGUACAUGUAAAUAAAUCUGUUGGCAAGGUCAAAUACAAAAUGUGGUGUUUCCAGAAGCGAUUCUCUACAACGCAAAAAGAAAACUAGCCCAAUAAUAAUUGAUGUUCAUUUUAUUUAUUACAUGUUUUAAAGAUUGAACAAUCUCUUCAUUACAUGUAUUUUUGUUUAGACGACAGCUUGAAACACAAAAUUUUAAUAAUUUUGGCUUUGGUGAGAUUUUCUGUGAAAAAUGAACAAAUAAAAACUUAGAAAUUCA